Messenger RNA from Moneuplotes crassus, 2138 nucleotides. NCBI's taxonomy places the organism in Eukaryota, Ciliophora, Spirotrichea, Euplotida, Euplotidae. The record is from the annotation of a GenBank genome assembly.
AUGAGCUAUAGAAAUGAUUUGUCAAGGCAGAAAGAAAUGCAUAUCAGCCUUCCUUCUGUAGAAGGUUACUUUGGCAGGAACACUGAAAGAGAGACAGAAAAUAAACUAGAUCUCCCGAUUUCAAACACAAUGUUUGGAAAUCAGGGUUUUACAGUUAAGAAUCAGAAAUUAGGUAUCAAUAAGCGAAAUAUAUUAAACUCAAAGACCCCAAAUUUGAUGCAUGAUAUUGGGAAAGAAGAUUUCAAGGGCCACCAGAUGGAUAGACAGUAUUCUAAAAGUACGCUCACAUUGAAAAUGCCUUCAAAGAAAUUUAAGAAAAUCAAAGUGUAUGAACCUAAUAAAUUCACGAAGAAAACAUCCGGAGGAAGAAGUUAUUCAAAUUUAAGAAUGGAUCAGACAAAUUCGAAGAGAUCGAAGCUGAGUCAUAACCAGAGUGAAGAUGCCCAACAGUUUUCCAGGUUCAGUAAGCAGAAAAAUAAAUAUAACGAAAUGAGCAUCCCUGAAGCUGUCAGCAGAGUUUAUUUGAUUAAUGUGGAAGCAGCCCAGAAUCAGGUUAACUUGGAAUCACAGAUAAGAACCUCAAGUUCGUUGAAUCGGAAUUUUACCAAAAAAUUUAAGCAAAGGAGUAACGUACCCAGUGGCCGGUCUAUUGAUAAGUUCAACCCUGUGCUGUCCUACCAGAACAAGUCGUAUCAACUUAAGAGGAAAGUUUAUGAAUCUCCUUACCAGAAGCAACAGAAGAUUAUAGGGAGAUAUGUGCUAAAAUAAACAGUUUAGUCAAAAUUUACAGGAAAGUCAAUUAGCGAAUUCAGGAGUAACUCAAAACUUUCAGGAUAAUGCUAGAAUUCCUAACGGAAGAAAUUCUAAGAUCAAUCAGAAGGCAAUUAAGAAUAAGAAAAAGAUUAUUUUUAAGAACAGAGAUGGUGAGAAAGGUGAUCCCCGUGUAAGGUCAGAAGGAAGGAACGUGUCAAGAAUUAAUCGACCUAAGACAACACAAGAGGCUGAAAAAUCGCAUAAUCUUAAGCUAAAUGGACAAGCAAUAGAUCCUUUAAACAACCCAAAUGCCACAAAAAAUUCCAACCCAAAAUCAACUCCUAAAUCAAGAACAAAUCAAACCUCUCAGAUCUCAAAAUCCUUCCCCCACCCCACCACCACCACCAAUCACCUCCUCUCCAAACUCCAAAUCCUCAAACAAAAAGUCCUUCCCCACAGACACCCCCAGCCCCCCACUGCUCCAAACCCUCCCUCCUCCACCCCUCCUCCUCCAACCUGGCCUCUGACCGCAGCCACGCUGCUGCAGCAGCAACAGAAGUUGCUGGAAGAAGUGCGGCAGGAGUGAGUGCAGAGGAAAGUUGUUAAAAAGAAGUUGGUUAAGGAAUUGGAAGAUGAGAAGGUUAGGAUUACCUUACUUGAAGUGAGGAAGGAUGAGAGGGAGAAGAGGAUUAAGCAGAGGAUUAUCUCGAGGAAGGGGAAUAGUCAGGAGAGUAGGAAUAGUAGUUAUGAGCCGACUCUGCAGGAUCGAGAGGAUAUUAAGGAGCUGAAGAAGGAGAAAGAGGAUCUAGUGAGGUCAAAAGCGAAUUAUAUUGCAUUGCAGAAGGAAUUGGGAAAGUUAGUUGCUUCAAAUGCUAUGGAUCCGAGAGAAUCUAAAGCAGUUGGAAACCAGAGUAGUUCAAUGGUACAGCCGAAAGGAGAGCAUGAAUUCGAUGUUGAAUGGCUCAAUGAUCACUUUACAAUUGUUAAUAAAGAAGUUAUUGAUCCUGAAAGCUAUGAUGUAAACUCUGCAGAACUACCUUCGAUUCAGUAUUACCCUGGAACAAACUGGAAAUGGAACCAAUUUAAUAUGAAGAGGCUUAUGAUGAGUGAUGUUAAAGAUCAUGUUGAGAAGAUGGCCCAGGAAGUGACCACUACUCAUUCUAAGGAGCAGAAGAAAAGACAAGAAAAGCUGGUCGCUAAACUUUUUAAGAAACGAAUUGUUCAAUUUGAUAUUCUUCCGAAUAUGUCUGACAAGAAGAAGAAAUUGACUAGAAUAGCUAAUGCAAUUAUUGUAGCAGCUAGGAAGAUGAAAGAGCACAAUAUUACUCUUGAAGAGCUUAUGUCAGGAGAGAAGACUUUAUAAAUCUAUAUUCUUGGAAUUCAAA